UAGGAUUUCAGGUGCAGAUUCCCCUACCUUUUCAACACACCACACUAGGAAUGAGGUCGAGGAGGGGAGAGUCAGAGACUUGAAAGAAAGAAAGUUUGUUCAAGACCUAGAAAGUACAGAGAUGAUUUCUAUUUGUUCUGGUUGAUUGAAGAACAAGCAGCAAAGAAGAGAGGAACAUAUAUGUUCUAUGCUACCCAGUUGGAUUUAAUUUAAGUCCUCAUUUGACUCCCUGCUACAGCAAGAAAGUACGACAAACGUGCAGCCAUGGACCUCGGUGGUUUGGAGACGGUGGUGGCAAACUCUGCCUAUGUUUCAGCCCGUGGUAGUAUGGAUGGAUCAUCAGCAGCAGCCAUGCGUGACAAGAAGAUGCGGGCCAGGCUGAAGCUCCCACACAUCAGAGAUUGUGAACACAUGAAAACAUCUGUAGACACAACCUUUGACAACAUGUGUAUCAAACAGCCCAUUGGCAAGCGCCUGUUCCAACAGUUUCUGGAGAGUGAUGCAACCUAUAAAAAUGCUGGAGAGCUGUGGAAAGACAUUGAAGACUACACCAUGUGUCAAGAAAAGGAGAGAGAGCAGAAGGCCCAAAAAAUUGUCAAUAAAUACUAUAAGUCCGCUUCAAAGAAUUUUUGCAGCUUCUUGGAAGAGAAGGCUGUCACUCGAGUUGUUGAAGACUUCAAGCAUGUCCGUGGUGACCUGUUUAAAGAGAGCGAGAAGCAGCUGCUCAAACACCUGGAGAAGGCCACAGAUGGCUUUAAGAACAGCAUGUACUUCCUGCGUUAUGUUCAGUUCAAAUGGCUGGAGAGCCAGCCUGUUGAUGAGGAGUGGUUCAAUGACUUCAGGGUCCUGGGUAAAGGAGGUUUUGGGGAAGUGUUUGCUUGUCAGGCUAAAGCAACAGGAAAAAUGUAUGCCAACAAGAAGCUGGAGAAAAAGAGGCUGAAGAAACGCAAAGGCUACGAGGGAGCAAUUGUGGAAAAGCGCAUUCUUGCAAAGGUUCACAGCCGCUUCAUUGUGUCACUGGCUUACGCCUUCCAGACCAAGACUGACCUCUGCCUAAUCAUGACCAUCAUGAAUGGUGGAGACCUCAGGUUUCAUAUGUAUAAUGUGGAUGAAAAGAAUCCUGGUUUUGAUGAGAAGAGAGCAUGUUUCUAUACAGCUCAGAUCAUCUGUGGGGUGGAGCACCUUCACCAAAACAGGAUAAUCUACAGAGACCUGAAACCAGAGAACGUGCUGCUGGAUGAUGCAGGACACGUCCGCCUGUCAGAUAUGGGUCUGGCUGUUGAACUUCCGUCAGGAAAAGACAAAACUACUGGAUAUGCAGGAACUCCAGGUUUCAUGGCUCCAGAGCUGCUCGAGAAGAAGGAGUAUGACUACACGGUGGACUAUUUCACACUGGGGGUCACCCUGUAUGAGAUGAUUGCUGCCAAAGGGCCCUUUCGAGUACGAGGAGAAAAGGUUGAGAAUACCGAGGUAGCUCGCAGAAUCUUGAACGAUCCAGUUUCAUAUACACCAGCCUUCAGCAAAGAGUCCAAAGAUAUCUGUGAAGGCCUGAUGCACAAGGACCCUGCGAAACGCCUCGGGUUCAAAAAUAACGAGUGUGAGGAGCUCAAGAACCAGCCCUUCUUCAAAGACAUUAACUGGGGCCGUCUGCAAUCAGGUUUGCUACCUCCACCAUUUGUCCCUAGUGCUACGACGGUCUAUGCCAAAGAUAUUGGUGAUGUGGGCGCCUUCAGCACAAUCAAAGGUGUGGUCCUGGAUAACAAGGACACUGAGUUCUACAAUGACUUUGCUUCUGGCAACAUCCCGAUCCCAUGGCAGGAAGAGAUGAUUGAGACGGGUGUGUUUGGAGAGCUGAAUAUCUGGGGAGAGAACGGAAAGCUGCCCAAUGACCUCGACCCAAACUACGUGGAAACCAAAGGUGGAGGAUGUGUGCUCCUGUGAGCUGCAACAAAUGGAAUAUGGAGUAUUUAUUGACAUUAAAGACAUUUAGAUUCAGUUUGUGCUCAUUUGGUGCCACCUAAUCCUAAUCUGUAUUAUCUGUAAUUUCUAUAAUAUUAUGUUAUUGUUGUAAUGAAUCAAUAUUAUUUGUGUAUUUCCGUAUUAAGGUAUUAUUAUUAUUAUUAUUAUUAUUAUUAUUAUGUACCUAUAUUGUAAUGUUUAUAGUGCUGACGUAAAACGAACAGCAUGGUCAAACAUCACAUAAUAUUAUGUAAUACAAAAUGUAAAUAUGGUUACACUAAUAAUGACUGCUAUAAUCUUACCCCAUAUGCCAAUAAUUUUGUUUAGUAGCCCACCUUAAUUACAGACAAAUUAAUUAAAUUAUUUCUUUUUUAGAAGCUACAUGUAAUGUUUAUAUACCAUACAUUAUUUGUACCAAAGAAAAGCCACUGUUUUGACAUUGUAACAUCAUGUAAUUAUUAUUGAUUUAUUAUAUAUAACAAAUGUAUAGUCACGUCAUUAUUAUGGCAGACAGAAGACUCAAUAGAAAUCAAUAAAAUCUCGUACAGAACAAA
Molecule: messenger RNA, 2513 nt
Organism: Perca fluviatilis (European perch)
Lineage: Eukaryota; Metazoa; Chordata; Actinopteri; Perciformes; Percidae
Gene: grk1b
Product: G protein-coupled receptor kinase 1 b
Exons: 8
Coding region: 265-1941 (558 amino acids)
Biological process (GO): signal transduction; protein phosphorylation; regulation of signal transduction
Cellular component (GO): cytoplasm
Molecular function (GO): ATP binding; G protein-coupled receptor kinase activity
Source: RefSeq, a predicted model, not a curated record